Molecule: messenger RNA, 1281 nt
Organism: Acytostelium subglobosum LB1
Lineage: Eukaryota; Evosea; Eumycetozoa; Acytosteliales; Acytosteliaceae
Exons: 2
Biological process (GO): regulation of translational fidelity
Cellular component (GO): cytoplasm
Molecular function (GO): double-stranded RNA binding; tRNA binding; nucleotidyltransferase activity
Source: RefSeq, a predicted model, not a curated record
ACUCCAACUCCAACUCCACAUCCUGCCUCAUUCAACAAGUAUACAAACACCAUUAUCAACAACUAUAACAACAUGAUAAACAUUGCAGCAUCAACGACGACUGCAACGAUAACUAAAACAGAGCAACUGGAUGCAGUGACAGAACAUUAUAAACCAAAGGCAACGAUUGUUAGCUCGGACAAUGUUGACAAUAUCAAGAGGGCAGCAGAGAAGAUACGCAAUGGAGGUCUGGUGGGAUUCCCCACAGAGACUGUAUAUGGUCUAGGCGCCAAUGCAUUCGAUAAAGAUGCCGUACUUUCAAUCUUCACGGCAAAGGGACGACCUUUGACCGAUCCCGUCAUCGUACACGUCGUCAAUGCAGAGUUUGCCGCGACGUUGCUCGAACUGAGUCCGCGCCAGCGACAGAUAUUCGACAGAUUGGCCACCACCUUUUGGCCCGGUGCACUCACCAUUGUGGCUAAGGCAUCGAGUCUUAUCCCAAUGAUCGUCACUGCACAGACUGGCUUCGUUGGCGUUCGUUAUCCAAUGCACGACGUGGCUGCAUCACUUAUCAAAGAGGCCGGCGUGCCCAUUGCAGCACCAAGCGCCAAUCGAUUUGGCCACGUGAGCCCAACGUCGGCCAUGCACGUGUUUGACGACCUUGGCCAGUCAGACAUCACAAUCCUCGACACAGACAUCCAAUGCAAGAUUGGCAUUGAGUCGACCGUUCUCAAGCUGGUCGACGACGAGAACCUGGUCAUUCUGCGAAAGGGUGGCGUAUCGGAGCGUGCCAUCAAGAGCGCAUUGUCAUGCGAUCAAUUCCAAUCCAUCAGCAUCACGUCGGUCAGCAGAGAAGUGUCCAACACGACGACACAGGGCCAGGAGGCACCAGGCCAGCUUCUCACACACUAUGCACCAGACAUCCAAGCCUACAUCCUCACCGACAUCUUUACAUCAACCUCAUCAUCACAGCAAGACUCCUCCCCAUGCGCCACAUCCAUUCCUCUAUCUCAAUGCGUUUACAUCGACUUUGGCAAUAGCAGUGACACUAGUAUAGUAUCCAAGUUUAUAGCAUACAGAGACUUGUCACCAAACAGUACAAUGUUGGAGGCAGCCAACUGUUUGUUUUCGACAUUGCGCUGGAGUGAGUCUAUAGAUGGUGCCAAGGUGAUUCUGUUGCCAGACCUCCGUGCCGACAAGCUCAAAUCGUUGGAUAACAUCGAUGCCGUAUUCGACAGGAUAUACAGAGCUGCCAGCGGCAAGACAGCACAGCUAGACCUGGUCAACCAGCGAGUGUUAAUA